Cucurbitaria berberidis CBS 394.84 is the source of this 2863-nucleotide messenger RNA. RefSeq names its product glycoside hydrolase family 63 protein. The coding region runs from base 231 to 2741 and encodes 836 amino acids. The transcript has 5 exons. NCBI's taxonomy places the organism in Eukaryota, Fungi, Ascomycota, Dothideomycetes, Pleosporales, Cucurbitariaceae. The record is from RefSeq and is a predicted model, not a curated record. Gene Ontology annotation, cellular component: endoplasmic reticulum membrane. Gene Ontology annotation, molecular function: Glc3Man9GlcNAc2 oligosaccharide glucosidase activity. Gene Ontology annotation, biological process: oligosaccharide metabolic process; protein N-linked glycosylation.
GUAAAGGGGUUUUGCCGCCCCGCGAGCUUGGGCCAAUCGUUGCUGCGCGAGAAACCAGGGGUCUUGGAAAUGUCCCCAGGCUUCGAGAACACAUGUCAAUCCACCCGGCACAAGGCCUGGUUGCUAGCUAAUGUAAUAGAAUCAUGGUUUGGAGCCAUAUCUCAAUCGCAGUCUGCUCCUUCAGCCUCUAGGUCAACCACAAGCGUGUCAUCAACGCGUCAGAAUCCGAUAUGCAACUUCCGACAUCCCUUCUCGCGCUCCUCUCCACACUUCUCAUACCCAAUGCCGCUGCCGCUGCCGCUACUGCUGCCAUCGAUAGCCUCCCCUCGAACAAUGCGUCGCUGCUAUGGGGCCCGUACCGACCGAACCUGUAUUUGGGCAUCCGCCCAAGGGUGCCAGACAGUCUCAUAGCGGGCUUGAUGUGGGGAAAGCUUGAAGAUGUGGAGAAGAAAUUACGACACACGGUUGACAUGACCGAAGGGAUGGCCAAGUACGGUUGGACAGCUUACGACACCCGAGAAGGUGGCAGGCAGAUUAUCGAAGAUGUCGGGAAUAAGAUAAACAUCACCACCGAGUUCAUAAAGAGUUAUGAGGGGCAGAGCGCGGGUAAUUGGGGGUUAAGAAUUGCGGGCAUACCGAGAAAAGAUGCGCCAGCAGACCUCAAGACAACGGUCGUGUUCUACGUGGGCAUGGAGGCGAUGGAAUCUUGCGUCGAGUGCAGGCUUGAAUCUAAGGAGCAACUAGGCGCUGGCGAAGAUACCUCGGUCCAUGCCGUCAAUAUUGACAUUUCGCAUCCGCGGCUGGGUAGUGCUGGAAUUCAUAUUUCGACGUCGAUUAGCGAAGACGGACGGAAUGAAGGAACAGUGGUCAAGACACUGAACGUUACAGAGGAUAGGCUAUGGCAGGCGAAAUCCGCCUUUUUAGAUUCGUUGAAAGACCAGACGAAAGAUCGAACUGAAGAAGGGCCAAGCGAUCUUGUGCUCCGCAAUGCGCCAGGUGCUGGAAAUAUGCAACUUGUGCAGAUGAUUUGUCACGGCAAAUUCGAGUUCGACGUGCUAUACUCUAGUCACAUAGCGACGCGCGCCAUGACUUCUGCUGAGUUGACUAGAGAGCUCGACAGUACUGUCAAAUCCUUUGAGAAGAACUUUGUCUCUGUUUAUGGACCGAAGGCUCCCUUCAAUACUGACCAGCACCUUGCGUUCUCGGAAGCAGUCUUUUCAAAUCUACUAGGGGGUUUAGGAUACUUUGUGGGUACUGCCAAGGUGGACACAUCGAAAAAGGCAAUCUACGCAGAAACUACCGGAAAGUUUUGGGAGAAGUCGGAAGAAGCCAAGCAGCAUGCCACACCAGAGACGAGAGGUCCAUAUGAGCUUCUCACGCACACACCAUCGCGCGCCAUGUUUCCUAGAGGCUUCCUGUGGGAUGAGGGGUUCCAUCUUCUUCCAGUACUAGAGUGGGAUGCAGACCUUGCUUUGGAAGUCGUCCGUAACUGGCUUGCACUUAUGGAUGACGAUGGUUGGAUAGCCCGGGAGCAGGUUUUGGGCGCGGAGGCAGAGAGCGCGACACCUGCGGAUUUCAUCACACAGUUACCGCACAUCGCAAAUCCGCCGACCAUGUUCCUUGUGAUAUCGAAAUUCAUCGACUUGCUGGCGGGGAAGACCAAGUACUUCGGUCACGAGUCAAAGUACCUUACCCACGCCGAGACCGGCAAAGCACUCGUAGCUAAACUCUACCCGCUGCUAAAGAAGCACUAUGAAUGGUUCCGUAAGUCGCAGUCAGGAGACGUUGAGGUGCACUCCAUCCCGUCUGCAAAUCUCAACGAGGGCUAUAGAUGGCGAGGUCGUACCCCAGAGACCAAUUACGCUAGCGGUCUAGAUGAUUUCCCUCGAGCAGAGCCUCCGGAUAUCACCGAGCUACAUCUAGACGCCCUAUGCUGGGUUGGUUUAAUGGCGCGAACUCUCGAACAGAUCGCGUUCUUCACCGAAACCACACAUGAUGCUUUCACUUAUCAGAAUCACAUACGCGGCGUUAAGACCAACCUAGAAAAUCUCCAUUGGGAGCAAACGCAGAACAUCUACUGCGACACAGUCGUUCGAGAUGAUGUGCAUACCUACGCCUGCCACAAGGGCUACGUAUCCAUCUUCCCUUUCUUGACUGGCUUUGUCGGACCUGACCACCCACAUCUCCCUGCUGUGCUUGAUCUCCUCCGCGAUCCCAAGCAUCUUUGGACUGAUCAUGGCGUCCGUAGCCUUAGCCCAGAAAGCAAGAAGUACGGGGUAGGCGACAACUAUUGGCGCUCCCCAAUAUGGGUAAACUUCAACUACCUCAUCGUAUCGCAACUACUCACUCUCGCCCAAACACCCGGUCCCUCACAACAACGCUGCCGCGAGAUUUACGUUGAGCUUCGUAGCAACAUUGUACACACCGUGUUCAGCUCGUGGUUAGAAACUGGUUAUGUGUGGGAACAGUACGAUCCUGUUGGCGGCCACGGGCAGCGCACACAGCACUUUACGGGCUGGACCGCAUUGGUGGUGAAGAUUAUGGCAAUGCCCAAUCUGGCGCAGGGAGAGGGAGUUACAAACCGUGUGAAGGGGUAUUACGAGGAAGCCAAGAAGCAGGCGGUGGAGAACCAGAGGACGGGUGCGGGGAGUGUGUUAUUUGCGAUUAUUGUUAUGGCAUUUCUCUAUGUAACAAGGAGGAGGUUCGCGGGGACGUUGAGGAGCUGGAAGAGGAGGAACUGAGAUGCGGAUGGUGGUAAGGAAGAGUAGUGGAGCGUAGGCAUUGUUUUUGAUACAUAAAUGGGUACUCAAGACCCGAUUAUUUUGACAGAUAUGUGAGUCCACUCCUUUGCUGACCAAUUCGU